AAUAUCCCAAAAAAAAUUUAUCCUCUCAAACUCUUUUUUUUCUCAUUAUAUUUUACCUCUUUAAUUUUUUCCUCCACUGAAAUUCGUAGAAAAAUUCUUUUCAGAGAAAAGAGAAAGAGCAGAUUGGAUUAAGAGAUGGGAGACGAGGGGGUGAAGAACGAGGCUAUGGAGAUUAUGGGACUCUGUCAGCUGCUGCCUCGCCUUGUCGUCUUCGAUCUCGAUUACACUCUAUGGCCUUUCUACUGUGAAUGUCGGUCCAAACGUGACACUCCAAGACUGUAUCCUCAUGCUAAGGGCAUUCUGUAUGCUCUAAAGGAAAAAGGUGUUGGUAUUGCUAUUGCAUCAAGAUCACCAACUCCUGAUAUAGCCAACUCAUUUCUCGAUAAGUUGGGGAUAAAAUCCAUGUUUGUUGCUCAGGAGAUAUUUUCCAGUUGGACGCACAAGACUGACCACUUUCAGCGAAUUCAUAGGAGGACGCAAAUCCCAUACAACGAGAUGCUCUUCUUUGAUGACGAGGAUCGCAACAUAGAAACAGUAAUCUAA
Messenger RNA from Striga asiatica, 543 nucleotides. NCBI's taxonomy places the organism in Eukaryota, Viridiplantae, Streptophyta, Magnoliopsida, Lamiales, Orobanchaceae. The record is from the annotation of a GenBank genome assembly.